UAAAAAGACAUUUGAAAAAGUCAACCUAGCAGUUAAAUACCCCGAUUUUUUCCCUUAUUACAAUUUCCCCCAAAUUCAAUGCAAAAGCCACAAAUAACUGAAUACCAAACAGAGAAAAGUUAUUCGCCUAUGUCUGCGUUGCGAAACACGAAUCCAAAUACUUAUCAAAUAAAUCCAUUUUCUCUCUUUUACAAGUAAUAUCAGAAACUCAGUGAUCAUAGCCUCGAAAUCCGUUCUUCUUAGAAUCCAGAAAUCUCAGUUGAUUGAUUAGCUGGCUUCGGUUGAUUAGUUUGCAAAAAAUUAUCGACCAAAACGAUGAAGAAAUCGAAGUUUCUCAAGAGCUCAAAGGAGUUGCUCUCUCGGAGCUUCAAUCCUUCCAAAUGCAAGACGUCGUUGAGGCUGGCGGCGUCGCGGCUCAAGUUGUUGAGGAACAAGAAAGAAGCUCAGGUGAAGCAGACGAGGCGGGAAAUAUCACUCUUGCUCGAAUCCGGACAAGAUCAAACGGCUCGAAUCCGAGUUGAGCAUGUGAUUAGGGAAGAGAAGAUGUUGGCUGCAUUUGAUCUUAUCGGAAUCUAUUGCGAACUUAUUGUUGCAAGGCUGCCUAUUAUUGAAUCUCAAAAGAUUUGCCCCAUUGACCUGAAAGAGGCAAUUGCAAGCGUAGUCUAUGCUUCCCCGAGAUGUGGAGACGUACCUGAACUUGUAGAAGUCAAGAAACAAUUUACAGAGAAAUACGGAAAAGAUUUUGUAACUGCAGCCAUAGAACUUCGUCCAGAAUGUGGUGUCAGCCGUAUGUUGGUUGAGAAGUUAUCUGCAUUGGCACCAGAUGGAGAGACCAAAACUAAAAUUUUGAGCACGAUAGCUGAGGAGCACAACGUCAAGUGGGAAGCUAAAUCAUUCGAACAGAACUCCGCACCAGCCAGUGAUUUGCUGAGUGGACCAACUACUUUCGUGAAGGAGAGUGAACGCCUUCCUGAACCUCCUCGAGGUAACCAGUUGCAUGAUUCAACGUUGAACUUCACCCAGGUUGAUCAUGGAUCAUCACCAAGAACAGAAGUUUCUGAUUUCAACUCGGCAUUAGGUGGUGAGAGGGCACAAUUUUUUCGAGGAGAUAGUGAUAACGUUCCACGCGAUAGACAGAGGUGGAACAUGAAUUUCAAGGAUGCCACCUCCGCUGCACAGGCAGCUGCAGAGUCUGCAGAACUAGCAAGCAUGGCUGCUAGAGCCGCUGCAGAGCUUUCAAGUCGUGGCAGGAUUUCAAGGCAGAGCUCUACUGAAUCACAUAAAUCGGAUGAUCAUUCUUCAAGAGGUGGGGCACCUGACACAUACAUGAGGUCAAAUAUGAAUGAGCAAAUGGAUAAGGGGAACCUUAACAAUAGUGGUGGAAGAUUCGAGGCAAGUCUUGAUAGUAGAAAGGAUUACAGUCACUUGUCUUCUUUAAAAUCUAGAGCUUCAACUGAUGAUGAUGGCUCAGUGGCAGACAGGUAUUCUCGGAAGAACUCGUUGAAUGAGGUCUAUAGAGGUGAAAAGAGUAGUAUGCCAAGGCAACAAGGUUUUGUUUCCUCUCAUUCUAGCAUAUCCAAUAAUGGGAAUACAUUUUCAAAUCCCAAACACCAAGAUUUUAGAUAUGAUGAUGGUGAGAGCUCUUCUCUGGGUUUUGGGAAUGAAGGCAUUAAUGAAGAGGCCUCACGGAGAAGCUCUCAUGGAUCGCCUGUAGUUUUCGACAAAUCUGAUUCAGACUCUGAAAAUUAUGGAUUCGAUAGAAGCCCUACAUAUGAUGAACCACAGCAGAGGUUCCAACUGCCAUUAUCAAGCCAAAAAACGCGUGAGCACCUUUCAACAAACACUGAUUCUGGGAGUCCUAAAUCGAGCUCUACAAAGACAGAGAAGUCACCUGCAUCUGUAUUUUUUACUAGAAAGAGCUCGUCUUCUGAUUUCCCGGAGAGAAGUAUGCAUGUCUCGAAACUGGAUGACUCCAUGGCUGUGACAUUUGAUGAACCAGAUGGGCAUACUUCUGGGUUUAAGGAUAAAAGUAGGCCUCAAUAUGACCAAACACAACUGUCACUUUCUUCUGACGAUGAGUCUGAAGAAACAGAUAGUGAAAGGAACCAAGGGAAGAAGUUUGAUGCUGAUCCUCCAGCAAAGUUCAAUCGUGCAAAACCUUCUGCUGAUCAGCCGACUUUGGUAUCAAAAAUGAAUCGGACAGAGCUGAACGACAUUGGUAACUCAAGUCCUGAGAGAGAGGAGGGGUUGAAUUUUGCAAAACUCACAGGUGGUUUUCGCCAUAAAGGAUACAACUAUCCAUCUGUUGGGAAGAAACAAUUUGACAUGUCGCCUUCCAAGAACGCGAGUCCUAGGAUGAAAACUAUGCUGGAACCUAAGAAUACAAAGCCUGAUCUCCAGUCUACAUCAGAUACUGACAGUUCAGACGAAGAAGACUCAUUGCAGAAGAGUUCGGACCACAAACACAAACUUCAUACUCUUAAAACAAAGCCUAGUUUUGCAGCUUCAAAUCCAAUGUUUGGAUCCGACAACAGUGAUGUGGAUGAGGAUCAGCCCUUCAGAAGAACAAGCCGUCUGCGUAGUGGAAUCUCUCGAAGAACAAAAGCAAUCCCUUCUAACCACGAAAAGGAAAAGUACUCCAAGCUGCAGCUCAGAUCAGAAGCACUUGAUCCUAGAGAUGGCAUGGAUGGAAAAGCCACCACCUCCACCAGUUACGAAACUCCAAAAAGACACGAGACUAAGUGGAACUCAAGUCAAUCGGACAACUAUGAUCAGCAUACCUCGACUUCUAUCAGAAUGGAGCAAAGACGAACCUCAUCAGAACCUCAACAACAGUUUCAGUACUUGAAGGGAAAUGCUUAUCUGUCUAGCUCAUCAAAAGUGCCUACUAAGCCCGCGAAUUCAAAUUUGCGUGGAUCUCUAUAUCAACACAAUUCGGAAAAGGCAGACUCUGGGAUUAUGCAAGAAUCUAAGCUUAGUGCAAAACAGGCCUCACUGCCCCAGAGAAAGACUGAGCCAAAUGUAAAGACAGAGAUGCUGACCAAGACUUCCUCAAACAAGGAUUCUAGUAACCAAAAAGUUAGCCAUGUUCAUCCGAAGCUUCCAGAUUACGACAACUUCGUUCAAUUCUUUCAGAAAAAUCGUUCUUGAUAUUUUAGUGAGCUGACCUAGUAGUUCUCUUUGGGAAGAUGUUCAAGGUGAAGCUCAUGAAUGCUUGUGAAUAUAUAGAUAUUGUUUGCAGUUUUGGUGUAUAUAUGUGUAUCUCAUGGAACACUUUAUUCAAUAUAUAUGAGCUAUGCACAUAGAAUUGUUUGCUGGA
This is a messenger RNA of Salvia miltiorrhiza (redroot sage), 3319 nucleotides long. RefSeq lists its product as uncharacterized. Gene Ontology annotation, biological process: protein transport. The record is from RefSeq and is a predicted model, not a curated record. Lineage: Eukaryota; Viridiplantae; Streptophyta; Magnoliopsida; Lamiales; Lamiaceae. The transcript is spliced from 7 exons. The coding region runs from base 316 to 3150 and encodes 944 amino acids.